AUGGCCAUCAAGGUGACGAAAGUCGAGAAGAAACUAGCCUAUGACAAAAAGCUAUGCAGCCUCUUGGAUGAGUACAGACAUUUGAUCAAGAAAGGAGACAAAGUGAGUUCUUCUGAGGUUGCUUUCCUAGCCAAACUUGGGAUAAGAUCCUUCUCUUACGGGCUUGUGGUUCUCUCUAUCUAUGAUAAUGGAUCUGUCUUCAGCCCAAAUUUGCUUAACUCCACUAAGGAUGACCUCAUUGGCAAGUUUGCAACUGGUGUUUCUAUGGUUGCUUCAUUGUCACUGGCUCUUUCUUAUCCGACUCUUGAAGUUGCGCCUUGGUUGAAGGAGUAUCUCAAGGAUCCAUGCAGAUUAGCUUCAAAAGUUCCCUCUUCUGUUGUAUCGGCUGAGAAUAUUGUUAUUCCUGAUGUCAAAGAAGAGGAAAAAGUUAAUCCUACUAAUGGAUCUAAUGACAAUGACUUGGACUUUAGCUUGUUUGACUAA
Molecule: messenger RNA, 483 nt
Organism: Asparagus officinalis (garden asparagus)
Lineage: Eukaryota; Viridiplantae; Streptophyta; Magnoliopsida; Asparagales; Asparagaceae
Product: 60S acidic ribosomal protein P0-like
Exons: 3
Coding region: 1-483 (160 amino acids)
Biological process (GO): cytoplasmic translation; ribosomal large subunit assembly
Cellular component (GO): cytosolic large ribosomal subunit
Molecular function (GO): large ribosomal subunit rRNA binding; structural constituent of ribosome
Source: RefSeq, a predicted model, not a curated record